This is a messenger RNA of Cylindrotheca closterium, 3489 nucleotides long. NCBI's taxonomy places the organism in Eukaryota, Bacillariophyta, Bacillariophyceae, Bacillariales, Bacillariaceae. The record is from the annotation of a GenBank genome assembly.
AUGUCGAUAGCCUCCUCUCCAAAUAGAAGGUACAAGCUGAGCUCCCUUCGAUACUGGGAGAUCAAAAUGAUGCCUACGGAGAGAAAGGAAUACGCGGGUCACUUGAUGCCAACCUUCCGCGGGUCAAUUGCAAAAUUUGGAUACAAAGGAAAAAACAGGCGGAUCACCAUCGAGACUUAUACUCCACACGCACCAGAAGAAACAGCGGAACCACGAGAAUCUUCUAUUGAUAAUGAGAGAUCAUUUAAUAAGAUGAUGGCAGGCAGGUCAAGCAAAGCAGGGAUUCAAGCCAAUAUGCUGGGGGAAGAAGAUAUUAUUCUCUUUCGAAUGUUCAAGGCGAGGCCAACGAAAUCGAAAAUGGCUAAGAAUACAGUAGACGAUGGACAAUGGGACCUCGAAUCACUAGCCGAUUUUUCAUUAGAUGUCGAUGGUGAAGAGGGAAAAGAAUUCCAUUGGCAUGAAAAAUAUAGGAUGCGACUCUUCUAUGUCAAUAUUGUAAGCUCUGCUGGUAAAUCCUGUCGACUGAAACUUGGAGUUGGAAAUGAUACGAAGAUUCGGACAAUGACCUUUGAUACGGAAGCUGAAAACGAAAGCUUCAUGGAAGUAUUCCGCGCAAUGAAAGACUUGCAAAAGGAAAGAGCGGAUAGACUGGCAGCAGAAUACAAGGAGAAAAACCCCAACCUGUCAAACAAGGGCAAGGACUCCUCAAGCAAGGGCAAAGAACUCUUGGCUGUUGACGAGGAUGAAACAGACUCAUCAGACGUAUUACGUGCAAACAAAAGUCAAGAUGCAAAUGAUGACGAGAUCGAUGACGAGGAGUCUAUCAUUAGGGCUCCUACUACUCCUGCAGGUCCUCCUCCUACGGGCCUAAAGAAACUGAGAGCAAGUGGCUUGAAGUCUGUGAAAUCUAUGAGACCCAAUAUGUCAUCAGUGCGACUUCCAAAACCAAAGAUGCCAAGUAUGCCAAAUCUGAAAAAAAGAUCAAAUGCGCUUCAAUUACUCGAAGAAAGUGGCGAGACUAUUGAUCUGUUAAUAGAGGUUGUGUCGGCAUGCAAUCUUCCCGCUGCUGAUAAGCACAAAUCUGAUCCCUAUGUGCGGAUAUUCGAUGGCGACACUGUUGUCCACAAGACGAAGCACAUUUUGAAAACCUUGAAUCCAGUAUGGACACUGUCACAAAAUUGCUUCUUCCUAUAUCGGCCAGCAGCCGAAGUCUUUUUCGAAUCACCUGAACUUGUUUUCGAAAUCCGUGAUUGGGAUGCAAUUGGAAAGGACACAACGCUUGGGACAGUCAGUGUCAACAAGCAAGAUAUCAUCAAGGGGGACGGAGGGAGAAAGGAAUACAAGAUUAUCUUGAAUAGCGAGUUUGCGAAACCGAACGAUGAUCCAAUACUACUUGCCCUUCGAUUCCGCCAGGCGACUGAUAAGGACAUUGAAUUCAUGAAGGCUUACGCGAUGAACAGAAAGAAGAACAACAAAGCGGUAUUCGCUGACGAAACCUGUGUGCCGCCGAAAGUUCACAGAGAAGUUAACAAGCUGAAAGUGUUGAAGAAAGAGAAACACGGAACGACAAAGUUUUUGGUGAAGCCAGGACCAGACCCCGACCCUGAUCGUGCAGACAAAACGAAGUGGAUGAACUACUUUGAAAUCGAGUCGGAGGUUGUGGAACCAUCAAGAGAAUGGAUAGAAGCUGGCUCUGGAUCGCUGGGGAAACUUUAUGUCGAAGUGUUGCAUUGCGACGACCUGCCAAAUCUUGAUUUUAGUAUUACAGGAAGAAAUAAAACCGAUCCGUUUGUCUGCCUUGUAUUUGAGGACGCGAUCGGCCAUACGGACGUGUUGAAUGACCUUCUGUCACCGAGGUGGAUGCCGUGGACACAGCGUGCGUUUGUUUUCAAUAUAUUACAUCCAAAUUCACAGCUUUUUAUCGGAGUGUUUGACUUCGAUACCGCAGAUCCAAACCAUGAUGUCGUGGGCCGUGCAACAUGUAACAUUACCAAUUUUCACCCCGACACAAUUUACACAGUGAAGUAUAAACUUCAUUCUGUAAUCAACUUCGAAAGGAAGGUUCGGGGGACAAUCACGCUGCGCAUAAGGGUUGAAUGGAACAAUCCGAGAAAGGCCUUGCUCUCUGGUUAUUCUCUCUCGCGGGAACCGGAGUACAUCUCCGUGGCGAAGAAGGCAUUCUUCCGGACUGUAUCUUUUACGCUAACUGAAGAGCCUAGCCCGUACAAGUUAAGCUUGAACACGAUGUCUUCUUACAUCAACGAGUUGUGGACAUAUUGGGAAUUCACGCAUAUCAUCGAGUACUUUAUGUGCCUCCUUCUGUGGAAGUCGCAUUUUCGUCUGCGGCUAUAUUUACCAGUUCUGAAGGAAAAAGUAAUUUAUCUUCCACUCAGGUCGAUGAUGGCCUUCGCAUGGGGGAUAGCUCUGACACGUAAUUUUGAGCUAUUCCCUUCCUUUCUUGCUUUCACUGUGGCGUCGGUACUGAUCGCAACACUAGAUGGCCAAAUUACUCGGCCAUCGCCAUGGGAACGACCUCGGGGUAUCGUUGACUUCCUCGGGGUUCUUCUCUUUAACAAGACUUCGCGGUAUCCACGUGUUACCGAGUUCGACGGCCGUGAGCAGAUCACGGAAUUCGAAGCUCUCGAAAAAGCUAUUAAAAAGUCGCAAGAGGAAGUCUUGGCCGCAUACUACGAAGAAUCUAACAAUUUCUACGCUCAGGCUCAAGAAACAAGCUUUGGUGCUGCUGAUGUGAGCAUUGCAACUCAGACAAAAGGGGUAGGCGAUAUUCUGAUGGGUCCUUUCGUUCCCACUUUGCUUCCGGUACAGCUAUGGUUGCAUUGGUUUUGCAGGAAAUUCCGAAUCAUAAAGGGAGUUGUCUUGUGGCGGGAUAGCUAUACGGCUUUUUGGAUUGUUGCCACCAGCAUUACAACAUCAUUUGUUUUUGCAUUUCUGCCGUGGUCUUUCAUUCUGAGAAAUCUGUUCAAAAUCUGUGUUUGGUUAUUCCUUGGACCGUGGAUGAAGCUUGCAGAUAUCUUUUACUUCAAGUACAAGUCCCGUUAUGAGAAAACUCCAGAGGAGAUUGAGGAAGAUCUGAAGGUCGAGUUGCAAAAUCUGAGUAACCAAUGGUCUGGCUUUUCCAAAGAUCGUAAGAUUAUCUUUGAAAAAGCUGCAAAAGACAAAGAUAUGAAGACUUAUUUGUUUGGUGGGUACGUGAUGCCUGUUCCGAUUCUGAAGGAGGAAUUUGAAUACGACGACCCCCUUCUUGGUUCCACGGCCGAGCCUAUAGAUUCUGAUUAUGGUGAAGCUUUUUGCGAUGUAAAUGUCACCACUCGGAAGUAUGGACAGCAAUUGUUUGGAAAUAUGAUUCCUAUCCGAGAGAAAGAUAUGAUGUUGCAAAGGCAAAGCGAAGCACAGGCGGGUCUUGAAGCUUCCGUGAAAUCCCUUGGCGCUAUCGCUGAGAUGGAUGAAUUGGAUGCUGAAAGUGUAUGA